CUCUCUCUCUCUCUUGCUCUCUCUCUCUCUCUCUCUCUCUCUCUCAUCACACAGACUCAGCUGACGCGGCGCUGAGAGCUCGCGGGCAGGAAAAGCGGAAUGAGGCAGAGGUGAGAGUCAAUUCAAUGGAUGGUCAGUUUCACACCUGCAGUGCACCAGCACCAUGAAAAGGCCCGUCCUAACACAGACUGUGCUAUAGCUGCCAUCUUUCCGUCACCAUGGUGAGAGAUAGAGCUCCUGGACCUUGACUGUGUUGCCAUGGUGACCUUGUCGACGCUGUAGAGACGCUCUGUGAAAUCAGUUGCAAUGGUUAUCCUGUAGCAAACAACAGUUGCCAUGGGAACAUCCAGGAUGUUCCGCGUCUUUGUGGUCCUGGGCUCUGCCUUCAUGAUCCUCCUCAUCAUCAUCUACUGGGAUGAUGUCGGAGUCUCACAUCUGUAUUUGCACACUCCCAUAUCGCCGGGUCCCAAAAUCCUGCACGCCCCUCCCCCGCAGCAUCCUCAAACCUCCCGAACCCCGUCCUUCCUGUCCGACAUUGAUGCCUUCGUGAACCAGUUCUUAGAGCCAGGAACUGGUGAGCCCACAGACCCCGCCCCGCCGGACUCAAGUAACCAAUCAGAGAAAGCAGAAGAGCGGUAUAUACCGAGAAGAGAGUGGAAGAUUCACCUGACUCCAUUGGCAGCGGAGCUUCGUGAAAGACAGGAGCAGCGGCGGAGGUUACUCCAGGAGAUGUGUGCAAAUGACAGCAUGGCGUUUCCUGGCAAAAACCGUUCAUUUGAUGAUAUCCCCAACAAGGAGCUGGAUCAUCUUAUAGUGGACGAUAGGCAUGGUAUUAUCUACUGCUAUGUUCCCAAGGUAGCGUGCAGUAACUGGAAGCGCAUCAUGAUAGUCCUAAGUGAAAGCAUGCUGCAGGACGGCGUUCCCCAAAGAGACCCGCUGGCGAUCCCCAGGGAACUUGUCCACAACAGCAGCAUGCACUUCACGUUCAACAAGUUCUGGAAACGCUACGGCAAGUUUGCAAAGCACCUCAUGAAGGUGAAGCUGAAGAAGUACACCAAGUUUCUUUUCGUGCGGGACCCCUUUGUGCGCCUCAUCUCCGCCUACAGGAAUAAAUUUGAGUUACGCAACGAAGACUUCUAUCGGCGCUUUGCACAGGUCAUGCUGCGUCGCUACGCCAACCAGCCAACACCUCCUGCCUCAGUGGACGAGGCAUUCAAUGUGGGUGUCCACCCCUCCUUCUCCAACUUCAUCCAGUACCUCCUGGACCCUCAGACAGAAAAAGAGAUGCCCUUUAAUGAGCACUGGCGGCAGGUGUACCGACUCUGCCACCCAUGCCAGAUUCAGUAUGACUUUGUGGGCCAUCUGGAGACAGCAGAGGAGGACGCAGAGCACCUUCUGCGACAGCUUCGGGUGGACAAUGUGGUUGAGUUCCCCACCUCCCAUAGGAACCUCACAGCCAGCAGCUGGGAGGCUGAUUGGUUCAGCACAGUGCCUGUCGAGGUGAGGAGAGAACUCUACAAGCUGUAUGAACCUGACUUCAGGCUCUUCGGCUACGACAAACCAGACUGGAUCCUCGACGAGUGACUCAUGUUUCUACGAAGCUGAUCACACAACUCAGACACAGUGUUUUUAUUAAUGUUAUGAAUAACCCCACGCUCAACAGCAACACCUCCAUCUCUCCUCCUGUCACAUCUGUUCUUCACUGAAUGUGCACAUUGAGGAAACUCACUCCUCUGAGGAAGCACACCUAUGCCAGGUAACACCUAUUAUCCAUUACUGAAGUUAAAUCACAAAGAUAACACAAAGCACACACAUAGAGGGGAGAACGUUAAGAUGCAGAUUUCUCUGAGAGUAAGCCCCUAAGAAGAUGUACAUUCAUUGUUGUUUACUCAAAACUGAGGUAAGGAAAACAUCUAAGUGUCACAGGCCCUGAUCAGACAUGGUGCAGGUUCUUUAACAUAAAGCAUGCUAAACUGCCUUUUUUUUGGUUGAAGCCAACAAUAUUCAGAAUACUGCCCAAUCUGAUUGCCUGACCUUAAAUAUGUAAGAAAAUAUUGUUUUUAGUCGUGUUUUGGCCAUUUUUGCCUUUUAUUGGAAACAAAACCUGAAGAGAGACAAGAAAUGUUGGUAGGAGAGAGGGGGGGAGGGGCAUGUAGCAAAGGACCGAGGUCUAAUUGGAACUCAAGGCCACUGUCUAGGACUUCAGCCUUAGUAUAUAACCAUCAACUAACAUUCUAAUAUCCCUUCAUGUCUUAUAAGUAUAGGACUUAUUUGUUAAAGUCCUAUAGCCCCAGGUAUCCAACAAAAGCCCUCCAUAGUUUGUUUCUAGACAAAUUAAAGUUUCUAAGCAACUUAGACACUCUUUCAUCACCAUAACCGAAAGCUGCCCCAAUUCCCCCAAUUGGGGAAAUAAACGCAUUUGGAAUAGUUAGAGCGCUGCUGGGGAAACACGAGGCGCUCCAGGUGUCACACAACUUGAAAAAUGAAAGCUGUCAUUGCAGAAAUCCCGUACUGUCUGAUGUUGGGCCUUGCACUUUCAUUUUUGUUGUCAUGCCAAGACUGUUAUUUCUGUUGUCACAGUUGUGUCGUGACCGACGGUGAUAUUAACACAUGCUUCAUAACAGGAUUGGUUAAGUGAUGUCAGAUAUCAAUACUCUUUUGUGUUUGCGAUCAUACUGGUACGUUUUGACUUGAGUUAUUCCAAUACAGAUCCAAGUAAUGAUAUUGGCUCAGGACACUGCCUGAAAUUAGAUAUCAGUCAGUAUGCUGGUACAAAAGUGUUGAACCAGUGCCAUAACAAAUUACCAGCUCCCCCAGAAAAAUCUUCUGUUUUCAGGUUUAUUAUUGUUUAAAUCAGUAUUUACCAAAUUUACUCUUGGGUAUUGAUAGGAAAAAUAAGUAAUGGAAACAGCUUCCGUUUUUACAUCACUGUAAAUGCAGCAGACAGGAAAUUCAGUCUAAACAAGAUGUAAAUGUAUUAGUUUAAAGUGUAGUUGCACUAGAUUUUUGGCGGUCUAAUUUAAUGCACGUUGAGUUAAGUGCAAUGUUUCUUUGCAUGAAAGGGAUUUUUAUGUUGCAGAUAUAUACUCGAUGACAGCUAUUCAUUUAAAAAAAGAAAAAGGUUGAAUUAUUUCAUACCUCAUGAAGAUUAUUCUUAUAUGUUACAUAUCACAUAAUGCACAACCUUCAAUAUGAAGCAUUUCAGACUACACUUUAACUGCUUUGCAUCAUUUUAACAUUUCAUAGUCUGCUACUCAUGAUAAAUUGUUCGUCAUAGGAGAGGCGUAUCAGCUCUGGGUCAUAGCUGAAUGUGUCUCAGCUUGUGUUUGAGGCAUUCAACUGAGCUUCAGCAUUCUUGUGUUUCUCAGCUUUGAUGUACACAGGUGCGCCACUGUGUGUUUAAAAGGCCAGCUUUUCAAAGGGAACAUGUCCUUUUAUUGCCUCUUGUUACCAAGAUGAUGUUUUGAUGAUGAUUUUAUCCGUUUAUGUAUGUAUGUAUUUACACACAAACUGUUUUUACUAACACUGAACUACAUUGGUUAAUCCAGGAGACAGUGUUGUUCCUCUUGCUUACUAAAAAAUAAGGAACGCUUUUCAAGUUUUUAUGGCAGCAUUUUCAUGGCACGUAGGAUUCUGUAGCAUGGAGCUGAACACAUUUCAAGGAGUGUUUUCAGUAUGUGCGAUGCAAUGCGACAAGUUCUGCCAGUACUCUAAAUCGAUGCAAAACGAGGCUAUGGUCAGCGAUAUCGUCCGUUUUUGAAGUGAAGGUUUGAUCAUGGGAUUGUCAGGAUUAAUCACACCAUGAGCUGAGAGCGGGAAGAUAAGAUAGUGCCUUUGGAUGUAAAAGUUUACACAGCAAAAAAAAAAAAAAAAAAAAAAGUAUUUUUGUAGAAGGACUACAUUUUUAUUUUAAACACAAAGCAGUGAGAGCUAUAUGAGGCCACCCCAAGGUGUACUUGACACCCUGAGCUUCGUUUAUCAUGUGUGGUUAUAAAAAGGAGAGAAAAGGAAGAACACAGACGUUCAGCAGAAUGAUCAAACUGUCUUUAUGAGUCUCCGAGGACUCUCUUGUGUCUACUCAUGGAUUUGUUUGUAUGCCAUUUAACACACAGGAUAACUGUGGUUUGUACUGUAUGUGAUAUGGACUUGGUCUGUGCAACCUUAUUCUGCAAGUCACUAAAGAUGUUCUUAUUCACACCAUCAACAUGUGUUGUCUCACUGCCUUUGGGCUUAUUUGUUUGUCUUUUUUUUUUUUUUUAAAUUGAUAUCAAACUUUGACUGUACAGACUUUGUUCUCAUCUAAUGGAAGAAAUGAUUGAGCUUCAGUACUGCAGCUUGAAACCAGGGACCGUAUAUUUCGAUGUGACAUCAUUUGGAGGCAGAGUCUGUGCUGCGGUGUCAACAUCUCAACCCUCCUAUAAAGCGAAACUCUAACCAAUAAAACGUCCCUUAAAUCGGCGGAGUCGGUUUGAUGUAGACACGCUUAUGGAAAGUU
Messenger RNA from Labrus bergylta (ballan wrasse), 4495 nucleotides. It is a transcript of the gene chst12a, whose product is annotated as carbohydrate (chondroitin 4) sulfotransferase 12a. Gene Ontology annotation, molecular function: sulfotransferase activity. The record is from RefSeq and is a predicted model, not a curated record. Gene Ontology annotation, cellular component: membrane. Gene Ontology annotation, biological process: carbohydrate biosynthetic process; proteoglycan biosynthetic process. NCBI's taxonomy places the organism in Eukaryota, Metazoa, Chordata, Actinopteri, Labriformes, Labridae.